Molecule: messenger RNA, 653 nt
Organism: Lipotes vexillifer (Yangtze River dolphin)
Lineage: Eukaryota; Metazoa; Chordata; Mammalia; Artiodactyla; Lipotidae
Product: keratinocyte proline-rich protein-like
Exons: 2
Source: RefSeq, a predicted model, not a curated record
GAGACACGGGUGACCGGCUACCUAACAGCCCGACAGGCAAGGCAGUCUCGCUUUCGGCCUUGCUAACAGAAUUCCGAUUUUCAGACAGGGGCACCAACGGGCUCAAGGAAGCGCCGCGGACAGAGCGCCUCCGCGCCGCCCGGGCCGCUCAGAGACCCACGCAGCCCCGGCCCUGUCCCCGCGCCCGCCCCCGCCCCCAGCUCCAGCCCGGUGCAGAGGGUCGCAGCUGUUCGCCCCCAGGCAGCUACGGGGCCCCGACCCCUCCGCUGUGCCGCGACCCCGGCGCGCUCGCUCCCCCGGCGCGCCAGGCAGGGGAGCCCUGCACUGCCCGCCGCAGCCGCUCGGCCCCGCAGGACCCGGGCGCGGGCCCCGCCGUCCCCCGCCGACCGCCGCCCCCAGCCCGCUGUGCCCGCCCGGCUCACCAGCUCCGCCGCGCUCGCCGGGCCUGUCCGCGCGUCCGGCCGGUCCCUGUUCCAGGCACCCCGUCCCGGCUAGCAGCUCACUGGCGGCUGGCUGGCGUUGGUGCGGCCCCUCCCCGCCCCGAGCCACCUGGGACGCCCGGGAAGGGGGCGGGGCCGAGACAGGUGGGCCCCGCCCGCCUCGAGCAGCCCGGGCCUCGGGCUCUUCGGGGAUUCUCCACGGGGUGGAAGUGA